UCAACGGGCACUGAGUUGGGACCUAAACAACCAGCGUAAACGGUCAAAAUAUCAAAGUUUUUUCUGAUGAUUUACUUAUUAUGUGAUCCACUUUACAUGACAUUGAGGACGUAUUCUUACUGAGGAAUAAUUAAAGUAUUACUUCGCUGACCGUCGAAGAUGGCGUCAGUGAACGGACACACAAAUGGUGUGAAUGGCCAUGCAAAUGGUGUGAAUGGUGAUGCAAAUGGAAUAGAUGGUCUGUUUGAAGAAAAUAGCCCACGGACUGAAUCAAAAAACAGGACCAGACUUGGGGGAAUAGGUCCUGAUGGAUAUCCUCGGCUUCCACCAAUAUCUAAACCAAAUGUGCCACAACGUCAGGAUCCAUAUGCCAACAGCAAAUUGAUGACAUUCAGAUUGGCUAAUCACAAGCAAGCGUUGCUAAUGAAAGUGCUAGCUGACACAGCAAUGAAGUCACAUGAGGAUACAAGGGAUAUGAUAGAGAGGGAACCAUCACCGGACACAGGACCAGAUUAUCCAGAAGAGAUGAUGAGCAAAGACAGAAGAAUCAGAGUUAACUACCAGUUUAUGAGAAAAUGUGUUGAGAGUGGCCCAGCCACACCUAUGCAGAAGGAAUGGGCACACAAGAUUGUAAAAAUGAUCCCAGAGAGGCUUAGAUCUACCCCAUACAUGAAGGAGUGUAUUCGGGAACUCUUUGAAGAGAUUAAAACAGAUUUUACUGCCAGUAUGAAGAAAUCCAUGGUACAACAUGUUUUGGUGAAACCAGAAGUAAAGGGUUUGGAUGGUGAAGUUGCUGGACCUCCACCCCAGGAACCAAGUGGUCUAGAUUACUCAAAGCCAUGGCACAAUGACUAUGUCGCUGCAAAGGAGAACAUCAGAGAAAAUCUUCACAUGCUGCAUCCCUCCAUGCAGACAGUUCUUGACAUGUGUCAGAACACACUUGGAAACAUGAUUCUUGUUGACUGCUUGAAAUUCAGGGCUCAAGGGCCAAUGGAAUUUGAAUCACUCAAAAAUAAUGUGAUACUAGAUCUGGAGAAAGCAGAGGAAAAACUCAUGCUGAGUUGGUAUCCAAAAGUGAUCAAUGUAUUUGGUGACAAGAACAACUUCAGAAAUCUGAAACAGGAAAAAUACCCAUCAUUCUACAACAGUGUGACCACACUGAUCUCUAAUCAGCUGCGUGACUUACUGGAGCGUACUCUGGAUGCUUACGUUAACUUGUUUGACCCCGAUGACAAAACAUGUCUGCCUCUGUUAAAAAUGGAACUGACAUUUGAUGAUGAGAAAAUGCAGUUUUACCCACCAAGUCAAGACCUUGAAGAUACCGUACUGUUUGUGGUGAAACAGAUUUGUAAGACCAUGCAGCAAGUACCAACAGUUCAGUCCUGGUUGUCUGGAGGAAGUACACUCAAUCACACAGAUGCUUCAAUUGCUGAUCAUAUCUUAAAGAAAUUCAACCUCAAACUCAAGAAAGCUGUCAAGACAAAUUUUGAAGAGCCACAGGCUCAUCUCAAGUCUUUUGUUGACAGAUAUGACUACAUUGUAAAUGGAGAAGCCCUCGCUGAAAUCCACAAAUACAUGGAAGUAGAACACACAUUUGCUGAAUACACAGAGCAAAUUGAGAAAUACAGAAAUCUGGCCAAGGAGAUCAUGGGACUGCCAAGUAUUGAACAUUUUGAUAUGAUCAGGUUGGACUGUGAGGAUCUGAAGCGAGGCUUGGCUGAGGCAUCUCGCGGUCUUGCUAAUGAAUUACUCCGCAGGGUGUCUGAUGAUCACAGGAAGGAGAACAAAGAAAUCUGUGAAGAGUUCCAGCUUAUUAUGGAUCGAGCACUUAAGGUACCAGAAACGAGUGAAGAUUUGAUUGGUAUGAUCUCAUUUGUUGAGCACGCUCGUACACAAGGAAUGGUCAAACUGAAUGAACGUAUUACACAGUCUAAAGACAGACUGGCCUACUUGAUUGAUGUGUUUUUGUUUACACCAGAAGACAUUGCUCUCAAUUGUGAUGUGCUCACUUGGCCUAAAAACAUCAACCCAGUCUUCGAUCAGAAUGAAGAGCUGAUAGAAAAGUCGAAACAGGCAGGAGAGAAAGGUUUGUUGGAGAAGAGAGAAAAGGUUAUGAUGGAGCUUGAGAAGUUACGACAACGUGUUGACGAGUUCAAUGACUACGGUGAGCUAGACAUGAUGCAACAGUAUGUUCAAGACGUACGCGCAGUGCAGAAACGUCUCGCUGAUGUAUCUGACCAGAUCACUUGGAUUAACAAGGAGGAGCAGCUUUACAAGUACCCAGUUACACAGUAUCCAGACGUGGACGAGAUCACAAAUGCUGUAGACCCCUUCCAGAGACUCUUCAACAUUGUAAUGAAAUGGCAAAGAGCAGAGAAGAAAUGGAUGGACGGAGCUUUCUUGGACCUGGAGGCAGAAGUUAUUGAAGGUGAGGUGGAUGAAUACUGGCGGGAAAUUUAUAAAAUACAAAAAGUCUUCAACCAGAAAUUGAAGAAGAUGCAGAUUGAGAUAGAUGAGAUAAACAGAGAGCGCAAAAAGAAGCGCCGCCUCGCUGAAGAUGAAGGAACUGAAGCGGAUGUAGAACCUGAUGCCAAGUUGACACCUCCGGCAGCUGUCACCGUAUGUAACUCUGUACAGGACCAGAUGACAGAAUUCAAGGAAUUUAUCCCUGUGAUAGGCAUAAUGUGUAACCGUGGUAUGCGGCCCCGUCACUGGGAGAAAAUGUCAGCAACUGCUGGUUUUGACAUGACUCCAGACUCUGGUUCCACGCUUCGAAAGGUGCUCAAACUGAACCUGCAACCAUUUAUGGAUGAGUUUGAGGGUAUAAGUGCUGCAGCAACAAAGGAACACUCGCUAGAGAAGGCGAUGGUCAAGAUGAUGGACGACUGGGAUGCAGUAGACUUCAAUUUAAGUCAGUAUCGUGACACGGGAAUCAGUAUCUUGUCAUCAGUUGAUGAUAUACAGACUCAGCUUGAUGACCAGAUUGUCAAAACACAGACUAUGAGAGGCUCACCUUUCAUUAAACCAUUUGACAAAGAAAUAAGGGAGUGGGAAGAGCGCCUGAUCCGUAUCCAGGACACUAUUGAUGAGUGGUUGAAGGUUCAAGCCCAGUGGCUGUACCUAGAGCCAAUCUUCUCCUCGGAGGACAUCAUGCAGCAGAUGCCAGAGGAGGGACGUCUUUUCCAGAUUGUUGACAGAAACUGGAAGGAAAUUAUGAAGCACACUGUCAAAGAUCCAAAGGUGUUGGUGGCUACAAGUAUGACUGGACUAUUGGAAAAACUCCAGGACAGUAAUGGUCUUCUUGACAAAAUCAACAAAGGAUUGAACGCGUACCUUGAAAAGAAACGUCUCUUCUUCCCGAGAUUCUUCUUCCUAUCAAACGACGAAAUGCUUGAGAUCCUGUCCGAGACAAAGGAUCCGCUGCGUGUACAACCUCAUUUGAAGAAGUGUUUUGAGGGAAUUGCGAGACUGGAGUUUGACUCUAAGCUUGAUAUUCAUGCUAUGUUUAGUAGUGAGGGGGAAAGAGUUCAGAUGGCCAACGUUAUAUCAACAUCGGAGGCUCGUGGAGCUGUAGAAAAAUGGCUGCUGCAGGUGCAGGAUACCAUGUUGAUGUCGGUGCGAGAUGUGGUCAGGUCUGCACAUGAGGCAUAUGCUAUCGAGCCAAGAACAAACUGGGUAAUAGACUGGCCUGGGCAGGUUGUGCUGUGUGCUUCACAGGCAUACUGGACACGUGAAGUGCAUGAAGCUAUACGUGCUGCACCAACAGGUCUGAAGGAAUAUUGGGACAAACUGCAGAAACAACUGGGAGAUAUCGUAGAACUUGUACGUGGCAAGCUAACUAAACAGGCUCGUACCACCCUCGGUGCCCUUGUUGUAAUUGAUGUGCAUGCCAGAGAUGCUGUACUGGAGUUGGCAGAAAAAGGAGUUGCAAGUGAGAAUGAUUUCAACUGGUUGGCUCAUCUACGUUAUUACUGGGAGGAGGAUAACAUGAUUGUGAGAAUCACUAACGCAACAGUGAAAUACUCGUACGAGUACCUCGGUAACACAACACGUCUUGUGAUCACACCACUUACAGACAGAUGUUAUCGUACUCUGGUGGGCGCCUUCCACUUGAACUUGAAUGGUGCCCCUGAAGGUCCAGCUGGUACCGGUAAAACAGAGACUGUGAAGGAUUUAGCCAAGGCUUUAGCAGUACAGUGUGUCGUGUUUAACUGCUCCGACGGACUCGACUAUAUCGCUAUGGGAAAGUUUUUCAAAGGGCUUGCAUCGGCUGGUGCAUGGGCUUGUUUUGACGAGUUCAACAGAAUUGACCUUGAAGUGUUGUCUGUCAUUGCUCAACAGAUUUUGUGUAUCAUUAGAGCAGUUCAGGCAAAAUUGGACGUAUUUGUAUUUGAGGGCACAGAAUUGGCUUUAAAUCCACAGUGUUAUGUGAAUAUUACAAUGAACCCAGGUUAUGCUGGACGUUCGGAACUUCCAGACAAUCUCAAAGUAUUGUUUAGAACUGUAGCUAUGAUGGUACCGGACUAUGCUAUGAUUGCUGAGAUCUCUCUGUACUCGUUCGGAUUCCUGGAAGCAAAGGCAUUGUCAGUGAAAAUUGUCACUGUAUACAGAUUGUGCUCGGAACAGUUGUCCUCGCAGUUCCAUUAUGAUUACGGUAUGAGAGCUGUAAAAGCCGUGUUGUCAGCAGCGGGUAAUCUCAAACUGAAGUAUCCUGAUGAAGAAGAAAAUAUCCUCUUGCUGAGGUCAAUCAUUGAUGUAAACUUACCCAAGUUCUUGUCACAUGAUAUUCCGCUAUUCAACGGUAUCAUCUCUGACUUGUUCCCGGGACUUUCUCUGCCCGAAGCUGACUACGAAAUCUUCUUGAAAGCCAUGGAGACUGUGGCAGAAAAGAAAAAUCUACAGUUUGUCAAUUUCUUCAAAGAAAAGAUUAUCCAGACCUAUGAAAUGAUGAUAGUCAGACACGGUUUUAUGUUGGUUGGAGAACCUUUUGGCUGUAAGACAAUGGUGAUCGAGACAUUGAGUGAGGGUAUGACCUUGCUGAAUGAACAAGGUCACACUGAUGAUUAUGAAAAGGUCAAAUUUCGUAUCAUCAAUCCAAAGGCUGUGACCAUGGGACAGUUGUUCGGUUGUUUUGACCCAGUCUCUCAUGAGUGGACAGAUGGUAAUGUUGCAAACACUUUCCGAGAGUUUGCAUCUACAGAUACUCCAGACAGGAAGUGGGUUAUAUUUGAUGGACCGAUUGAUGCUUUAUGGAUUGAAAACAUGAAUACAGUACUUGAUGACAAUAAAAAACUAUGUUUGAUGAGUGGAGAAAUUAUACAGAUGUCAAAUCCUAUGUCACUCAUCUUUGAAACCAUGGAUCUUUCACAGGCUUCACCUGCAACUGUUAGUCGGUGCGGUAUGAUCUACCUGGAACCAUCUACGUUAGGUUGGAGGCCUAUUAUGAAGUCUUGGCUGAAUACGUUACAUGAGGUCCUGGCUAGAGAGGCUGCUGAUGCUAUUGAAGCCUUGUUUGAAUGGCUGGUAGAUCCAUGUUUGGACUUUGUUAGGAAAAAUUGCAAGGAGUACAUACCAUCAAAACCAUCCAAUGCAGUACGAUCACUGAUGUACUUGAUUGACAUGUUGCUAGCAGAGGCACUCAGUUCACCGGAUCUUGAGCACAACAAAUCACUGAGGACCUGGGUCAUUAAUGUAGUACAGUUUUCUAUCCCUUGGUCUAUUGGAGCUGUCGUAGACGUUGAUGGCAGACACAAGUUUGAUGCAUUCUUCAAGGAUUUUAUUAGUGGAAAAGAUGAGAAAAAUCCUAUUCCUAAAGCACUUGGCAAAUUUGAAGUACCAUUGCCAGCAGAAACUUCCAUCUAUGAUAUGUACUUUGAGCAAAAAGCCAGAGGAAACUGGAAACAUUGGAACGAGUUAUUGAAAGGAGUGGAACCAAAGACAAAAAAUAUCAGACAGAUGCUGGUUCCCACCAUGGAUACAGCAAGAUAUAGGUUCCUCAUGGAGCUCUGUAUUGAUCAUUCCAGACCACUUUUGUUUGUGGGGCCAACAGGAACAGGCAAAUCAGUAUAUGUACAGGACAAAUUGAUGCACGACCUUCCUAAAGAGAAGUUUCUACCAGCCUUUGUUAAUUUCUCUGCUCAGACCAGCGCUAAUCAGACACAGAAUAUCAUCAUGUCACGUCUUGAUAAGAGAAGGAAAGGGGUUUACGGUCCCCAGAUGGGCAAAAGGGCAAUCAUAUUUGUUGAUGACUUGAACAUGCCACAGAAGGAAGUGUAUGGUGCACAGCCACCGAUUGAGCUUCUCAGACAAUACCUAGAUCAUGGAAACUGGUAUGACUUAAAGGACACAUCUAAGAUUACGCUACAAGAUAUCCAGUUCUUCACAGCGAUGGGUCCACCAGGUGGUGGUAGGAAUGAUGUAACACCAAGGUUCUUGAGACAUUUCAACAUCGUCGGAAUGAAUCCAUUCAAUGACGAAACCAUGACCAAGAUUUUCUCUGUCAUCAUGAGUACAUACCUCAGGGGCCAGGAAUUCCCAUCAGACUUUUUCACACUCGGGAACCAGGUUGUGGCGGCAACCUCUGUGAUGUAUAAAGAGGCGAUGGCUAAUUUGUUACCGACACCAGCAAAGUCUCACUACGUGUUUAACUUACGUGAUUUCUCCAGGAUUAUCCUUGGUGUCUGUCUAAUAAAGAAACCACAAGUUGAGAAUAAACGUGUCAUGGUCAGAUUAUGGGUCCAUGAAGUAAUGAGAGUGUUUUAUGACCGUCUUACUGAUGACAGUGAUAGGAAAUGGUUGUUUGAAGCUGUGAAGAAAACAACCAAGGAUACCUUUAAGGAGAGCUUUGAUUCCUUGUUUGAAAAUCUAGUACCAGAUGGCGGAAAGAUUAAAGAGGAAGAUUUACGUAGCUUGAUGUUUGGUGAUUACAUGAAUCCUGAUGCGGAGGCCGAGGAGAGAGCGUAUGAUGAAGUUCGUUCCCUUGAUGACAUGUACCAGAUCGUCGAACAAUGUCUCGAGGAAUAUAACAACACACACAAGAACAGAAUGAACCUUGUCAUCUUCAGAUAUGUAUUGGAGCAUUUAUCACGUAUCAGUCGUGUGUUACGUGUACCUGGCGGUAAUGCACUACUGGUCGGUGUAGGUGGCAGUGGAAGACAGUCCCUGACACGCCUGGCGACAGCCAUGGCAGGAUACGGCCUAUUUCAACCAGAAAUCUCUAAGAAUUAUGGCAAAACAGAAUGGAGAGAAGAUAUAAAGAACUUGUUAAAGACAGCUGGAACGGGCAAGACCAUGGUGUUCCUGAUAACAGAUACACAAAUCAAGGAAGAAUCAUUCCUCGAGGACAUUGAUAACUUGCUCAACACUGGUGAAGUUCCAAACAUAUUUGCUGCUGAUGAAAAAUCAGAAAUUAUGGAGAGUAUACGACCAGCUAUGCAGGCCCAGAUGGAGUCAGAAGGGAAAGGUGGUGAUGAUUUCUCUCCACUGGCAAUGUUUGCCUUCUUUGUGAACCGUGUAAAGGAGAACCUACAUAUCAUCAUUGCAUUCAGUCCAAUCGGAGAUGCUUUCAGAAACAGACUGCGUCAAUUUCCUUCUCUUAUCAACUGCUGUACCAUUGAUUGGUUCCAGGCUUGGCCUGACGAUGCCUUGGAAAGAGUAGCAAACAAAUUCUUGGAACAGCUGGAUAUAGAAGAUGAUCAGAAACUGGAGACUGUUAAAAUCUGCAAACAUUUCCACCAGGGCACCAUUGCCCUUUCCACAGCCUACCUGAAUGAAUUGGGACGGCAUAACUAUGUGACGCCAACAUCGUACCUGGAAUUGAUCAAUGCCUUCAAGACACUGCUUGGAUCUAAACAAGACGAGACCCUGAAAGCGAAGAGGAGAUACGUUGUUGGUCUUGAGAAACUGGCUUUUGCUGCCAGUCAGGUCGCAGACAUGCAAAAGGAACUUGAGGAACUUCAACCUCAGCUUGUUGUGUCAGCAGAGGAGAAUUCUAAAAUGUUGGUUGUCAUAGAGAAAGAAUCAGCAGAAGUAGAAGCGACCAGCAAGCUUGUGAAGGCUGAUGAACAGGUGGCCAAUGAACAGGCAGCUCAGGCUCAAGCAUUGAAGGACGAAUGUGAGGCUGACCUUGCCGAAGCUAUUCCUGCCCUUGAGGCAGCCUUAGCGGCUCUUAACACAUUGAAGCCAGCUGAUAUUACCAUUGUGAAGUCUAUGAAAAAUCCACCAGCAGGUGUGAAGAUUGUCAUGUCUGCAGUCUGUGUCAUGAAGGAUAUUAAGCCAGACAAGAUAAAUGAUCCAGAUAAACCGGGACAGAAGAUUCUAGAUUACUGGGGACCAUCAAAGAAACUCCUCGGCGAUAUGAGUUUCCUCAGCAUGCUAAAAGAGUAUGACAAAGAUAAUAUUCCUCCACAUGUGAUGCAGAAGAUCCGGAAAGAAUACAUUGGUAAUCCAGAAUUUGACCCAAGCAAAGUUGCUAAUGCCUCGUCAGCUGCUGAAGGUCUAUGUAAGUGGAUCAUGGCGAUGGAAAUCUAUGAUCGUGUCGCUAAAGUUGUUGCUCCAAAGAAAGCACGUCUUGCAGAAGCUGAAUCUGAUCUUAGCUCUACCAUGAAAACUUUAAAUGCAAAACGUGCUGAGUUAGCAGCUGUUGAGAAACGUUUAGCAGACUUGAAAGCAACAUUCAAAGAGAUGACUGACAAAAAGGAACAGCUUGAAUUCCAGGUUGAUCUGUGCGGCAAGAAACUUGUGCGUGCAGAGAAACUCAUUGGUGGACUGGGUGGUGAAAAGUCUAGAUGGACAAAAGCAGCAGAAUUGUUACAGAACACUUACGAUAAUCUUACAGGAGAUGUUCUUAUUUCAGCAGGCGUCAUCGCCUACCUAGGACCCUUCACAUCUGCAUUUAGAGAAAGGGCUACACACGACUGGGUGAAUGAGUGUACCAGUAAGAAAAUCCCUUGCUCCAAGGAGUUUUCACUCAGUAAGUGUCUGGGUGAACCAAUCAAGAUCCAGGCUUGGAACAUCUUUGGUCUGCCAAGAGACGCUUUCUCCAUUGAUAAUGGUGUGAUUGUUGCUAACUCUAGAAGAUGGCCCCUGAUGAUUGAUCCACAAGGUCAGGCUAACAAAUGGGUGAAGAAUAUGGAGAAAGAAUUUAAACUAUCGGUGAUCAAGCUGACAGACUCCGACUACAUGAGAACAUUGGAGAACUGUAUAACGUUCGGUAAUCCCCUUCUCCUGGAGAACGUUGGAGAAGAGUUGGAUCCAUCUCUUGAACCACUUCUUCUUAAACAGACAUUUAAACAAGGUGGUGUUGAGAUGAUCAGACUGGGUGAAAAUGUGAUUGAGUACAGCAAAGAUUUCCGUUUCUACAUUACCACAAAACUGCGAAACCCACAUUACUUACCUGAAGUUGCUACCAAGGUGUCUCUCCUCAACUUCAUGAUCACACCAGAAGGUCUAGAGGACCAACUCCUGGGAAUUGUUGUUGCUAAAGAGAGGCCUGAGCUGGAAGAAGAGAGACAGGCAUUGAUUAUUCAGAGUGCUCAGAACAGGAAACAGCUGAAGGAGAUAGAAGACAAGAUUCUCCACACCCUCUCUGCCUCCGAAGGCAACAUUCUAGAGGAUGAGUCUGCCAUUCAGAUUCUCGACUCCUCAAAGAUUCUCUCUGAUGAAAUCUCAAAGAAACAAAAGAUUGCUGAGGAAACAGAAGAAAAGAUUGAAGCAAGUCGUAUGGGAUAUCGUCCCAUCGCUAAACAUUCCUCCAUACUCUUCUUCUCUAUUGCCGACCUUCCAAACAUUGAUCCUAUGUAUCAGUACUCCCUGACGUGGUUCGUCAACUUGUACGUUAUGUCAAUACACGACAGCAAUAAGUCGAAGAUCUUGGAACGUCGUCUCCGUUACCUAACUGAUCAUUUUAGCUAUCUAUUGUUCGAUAAUGUGACACGAUCUUUGUUCGCCAAACAUAAAGUGGUGUUUGCGUUCCUACUGUGUACUAAUCUGUUACUGUCAAAGCAUGAGUUGGAUCGUGAGGAAUUUAUGUUCUUCCUGACUGGUGGUAUCGGUCUUGAGAAUAAGUUGGCCAAUCCAGCACCAACCUGGCUCACUGACAAAAGCUGGGAUGAGAUUUGCAGAGCCAGUGACCUUAAAGCCUUGAAAAAGCUCAGGGAGCAUUUUGUUAAGAAUCUGAACAAGUGGGCAGACUAUUACAACUCCAAGGAACCACACAACGAACCCCUACCAGCACCUUUUGACACAGAACUAAAUGAUUUCCAGAAAAUGAUAGUGCUACGUGUGAUUCGACCUGACAAGGUGAAUGCCGCCAUUACAUUGUUUGUGACAAGCAAGCUUGGCAAGAAGUUUAUUGAACCACCACCAUUUGACUUGGCAAAAUCUUACGGUGAUUCUAACUGCUCUGCUCCCUUAAUCUUUGUACUGUCCCCAGGAGCAGAUCCAACUAUGGCUCUCCUCAAGUUUGCAGAAGAUAAAGGCUUUAGUGGAGAUAAAUUCAACUCCAUCUCACUAGGACAGGGACAGGGUCCAAUAGCUUCACGGAUGAUUGAGAAGGCACGUCAAGAUGGCACUUGGGUUAUGCUGCAGAAUUGUCAUCUGGCUGUAUCGUGGAUGACACCACUUGAGAAAGUUUGUGAGGAUUUCAGCACAGACAACUGUCAUCCAGAGUUCCGCCUCUGGCUCACCAGCUAUCCGUCAGACAAGUUCCCCGUCACAGUGCUACAGAAUGGAGUUAAGAUGACAAAUGAGCCUCCAACAGGCUUACGUCAGAACCUGCUACAGUCUUACUUAAAUGACCCAAUAUCUGACCCUGAAUUCUUCGCUGGAUGUCCGGGCAAGGAAUCUAACUUUGAGAAGCUAUUGUUUGGUCUUUGCUUCUUCCAUGCUCUGGUACAAGAACGUAGGAAGUUUGGACCUCUCGGCUGGAACAUCGCUUAUGGCUUUAACGAGUCAGAUUUACGUAUCUCGUGCAGACAGUUGCAGAUGUUCAUCAAUGAAUAUGAAGAUGUACCAUUUGAUGCUAUUGUAUAUAUGACUGGAGAGUGUAACUACGGAGGUAGAGUCACUGACGACUGGGAUCGCCGUUGUCUCAGGACUAUGCUGAAUGAUUUCUACACCCCACAUAUCUGUACAGACCCCAAGUACAAGUUUUCUCCAAGUGGAAUCUACUACUGUCCAUCCAAGGGAAAAUAUGAAGACUAUCUUGAAUUUAUCAAAGCUCUUCCACAGAAUCAGCUACCAGAAAUAUUUGGUAUGCACGAAAACACAGAUAUAUCAAAAGAACUGCAGGAAACCAAGCUUCUGUUUGACUCAGUAUUGCUUACUCAGGGUCGCUCAGGUGGAGGAGGAGGUGGAGACACAGAUGCCCAGCUCAAUGCCAUAUCUGGUGACAUUUUGUCAAAGCUGCCACCAAACUAUGACAUUGAGGAAGCCAUUAAGAAAUAUCCUGUGGAUUACAAUGAGAGUAUGAACACUGUGCUGGUACAAGAAAUGGAACGAUUCAAUAGAUUAACGUCAAUUGUGCGAUCCAGUUUGAUCAAUAUACAGAAGGCUAUCAAAGGUCUUGUGGUAAUGUCAGCAGAAUUGGAACAGCUAGCUGGUAGUCUUCUUAUUGGCAAGCUGCCAGCAAUGUGGGCUAAACGGUCCUACCCUUCACUGAAGCCACUCGGAAGCUACAUAAAUGACUUGUUAGAGAGAUUGAAAUUUCUACAGACAUGGUAUGACAAAGGGAAGCCCCCAACCUUCUGGAUCUCUGGAUUCUUCUUCACCCAGGCUUUCUUGACAGGUGUAAUGCAGAACUAUGCAAGAAAGUACACUAUACCCAUUGAUACACUUGCAUUUGAUUUUGAUCUGCAGUCACUAGGUUUGGAAAUGUUUACCGAGGCCCCAGAUGAUGGCGCAUAUGUGCAUGGACUGUUUUUGGAUGGUGCUAGAUGGGAUAAACAAAAGAAAUGUUUGGGAGAGCAGUUACCUAAGAUUCUUAAUGAUGCAGUGCCUGUUAUCUGGCUAAAGCCCAAUAAGAAAGAUCAAAUUGACGAGUCAGAUAAACGUUACCGCUGUCCAGUAUACAAGACGAGCGAAAGGAAGGGCGUAUUGUCUACCACCGGUCACUCGACCAAUUUCGUAGUGGCAAUGUUAUUACCCACAGACAAACCAGUUCAGCACUGGAUCAAACGUGGUUGUGCUAUGUUAUGCCAGUUGGAUGACUAAAUAUAAUGUGAAAUGAUAACUUUGUAAAGGUGAAGUAAAUUUGUGAAAAAUUUAAGUGAAAACUUUUCUAGUGUUGAAGUUUUGAAAACAUUUUUGAUAAAAGUACAAACAUCAGUCUAUUGAAUGACCUGAUUUCAGAGUUGUUUUUCUAUGUUUUUCGUUUACAAAAUUCACCAUUUGAGACAUUUAUAUCACCUUGGCUGUAGUUUUUAGAGCAGUUGACUGAUCUUGAUCAACAAAAAGAGUGUGCCUAUUUUAAAAGUAGUGCUAAAGCACAUAAAAGAAUGUACUCCUGUUAUUUUGUGGUCAGUAUCAGGUAGCUUCACAGAAUAGGAGAGAAGAAAUAUCUUUCUUCAAAUAGUUUGAGAAAGUCCCUCCUUUUAAAUAAUUAUUUUGAGACAUACACUGAGUUCAAGUUUACUAUGAUAUAUGACUAUUACUACAAAGAUUUAUAAGUUUGAGAAAGUCCCUCCUUUUUAAUGUACUUAUGCUGAAUUCGAAUUGUAACUGUGAUAUAUGACAUUACAUUCCACAAGUUAUUACCAGGAUUUUAUUCAAAUAAAUAUGCAAAUUUACACAGAUGAUUAUUAUUUCUUCAUGUUCACAUCGCAAAACAGUGUUCUAUACCAGUAUUAUAAAUAUAUCUUUUCUUACUGUGGUUACGAAAGAGCUCGGAUUUUUACUAGGUCUACUAAAAUGGAAAAUUGAUGUAUUCUGUAGGUUAUUAUAUUAAAAUACGUAAUUUUCUGUAGACAAAAUUAAAACUCAUAUUCAGUAAAUCAAGGUCUGAAUAUGAAAGCUUGUUUUGCUUUAAACUAUGUUUUAUUUAUGCAAUUUUCUAAUAUUUGCUCUUUGAAAUACCGUCCAAAUUGUUUUAAUAUUUCACAUCAUUAUUUAUACUUUAUUGUUAUUAAUACAUAUUUUGUUGACUUUUGUGAUACUGUCCUAUACAUACACACUGUUUAUAAACUGAUACAAUUAUAGUAUUUAAAUAUGAUAGUAUUUUACUAAUAUAUUAUAACUGUUUAAUAUAUCCGUCCAGAAGAUUAUUACAUUUAAUAAAGUCACCCAGUAUAAUUGAGCCGUGCCAUGAGAAAACCAACAUAGUGGGUUUGCGACCAGCAUGGAGCCAGACCAGCCUGCGCAUCCGCGCAGUCUGGUCAGGCUCCAUGCUGUUCGCUUUUAAAGCCUACUGCAAUUAGAGAAACUGUUAGCGAACAGCAUGGACCCUGACCAGACUGCACGGAUGCGCAGGCUGGUCUGGAUCCAUGCUGGUCGCAAACCCACUAUGUUGGUUAUCCCGUGGCACGGCUCAUAUGUUGGGUCAUUCAGAAAUUAACUUUAAAGUAUAUUCUUCAUAAAAUAUUUUAGCUUUCUACGUUGUGUUAUUUAUGUAUCUAAGGUACAAUGUACUGUAUAAAUAUGACAGUAUUUUUUGUAUACGACUGAACUGUGAUAAAUAAAUGUUUUUUGGCUAUUGAAA
This is a messenger RNA of Mercenaria mercenaria, 13693 nucleotides long. RefSeq names its product dynein axonemal heavy chain 12-like. Lineage: Eukaryota; Metazoa; Mollusca; Bivalvia; Venerida; Veneridae. Gene Ontology annotation, cellular component: dynein complex. The coding region runs from base 160 to 12210 and encodes 4016 amino acids. The record is from RefSeq and is a predicted model, not a curated record. Gene Ontology annotation, biological process: microtubule-based movement. Gene Ontology annotation, molecular function: dynein light intermediate chain binding; minus-end-directed microtubule motor activity; ATP binding. The transcript is spliced from 63 exons.